AGUUCACUAAGAGUUUGUAUAUGGUGAACGCCGAGAAGGAGGAGAAAAUGCCCAAUACGCCCAAAGGUCGCAUACUAAUUAAAACACCAGUCAACACUAAUGAAAAACAAAAGCUAGCAUCUAACCUGUGCUACCAGAAUCCACUGUUCAAUGACCUUAGCCCGGUGUAUGGUUUUGGCAUCUGGCAUCAACACAGAAGAGAUAACAAUAUUGGACACCUC
Molecule: messenger RNA, 221 nt
Organism: Candidula unifasciata
Lineage: Eukaryota; Metazoa; Mollusca; Gastropoda; Stylommatophora; Geomitridae
Source: the annotation of a GenBank genome assembly